This is a messenger RNA of Drosophila busckii, 6263 nucleotides long. RefSeq names its product voltage-dependent calcium channel type A subunit alpha-1 (gene cac). The transcript is spliced from 36 exons. NCBI's taxonomy places the organism in Eukaryota, Metazoa, Arthropoda, Insecta, Diptera, Drosophilidae. Gene Ontology annotation, molecular function: high voltage-gated calcium channel activity; calcium ion binding. Gene Ontology annotation, cellular component: voltage-gated calcium channel complex; membrane. Gene Ontology annotation, biological process: calcium ion import across plasma membrane; chemical synaptic transmission. The record is from RefSeq and is a predicted model, not a curated record. Bases 558 to 6245 code for a protein of 1895 amino acids.
UAAUUCAACUGCAAUAUAAUACAAAAAUUGAAAAUAGUGUAUAUAGACAAGAAGAGCCGUAAUGAGCAUUAACAUACAAUAAAAUACCAAACGAAACGAAUUAGUUUAAGAGCAACUUAAAUAUUUGAAAUAAAUGGUGCAAAUGAAAUAAACCGAGAAGACCGAAUUCACCUAAAGCAUCCCCACUAAAGUCUUCGGACAUCCGAUAUUCGGAGAACCGAUCGUUGCCAAAGCCAAGAACUAACUGAACUAACUACAAAAUCUAUAUUUUCACAAUAUAAAUAAUAAAACUGUAACUUGAAAGCCUUCUGGCCAAUCAAUUAAAUGUCCAGUUGCCACUAUCGUGCCAUGCGGACGGCGUGUCACUCCCGACAAAUGCGUAUUGUGGUUCACUUUGUUUAAUAUAAUUAUGGCCGAGCGGUCGUUACAAAAGUAUCAGAAAUUGGAUAUAGUGACGGUUGGAAGCGGCUCAGGAAGCAGUGCUAGCAGGGCAUCAACAGGACUCCUUAGGCGGGGGGCACUUGGGUCGAAAGGGAGCCCAUCGCUUAGCUGAUAGAAUGGGUGGCCCGAAAAAAGAGGAAAACCCACCAGGUGGUGGUCCAACGUCAUUGUUUAUCCUAACCGAGGAUAACCCAAUUAGAAAAUACACACGAUUCAUCAUUGAAUGGCCGCCCUUUGAAUACGCUGUGUUACUGACAAUCAUAGCCAACUGUGUUGUGUUGGCGCUAGAGGAGCACUUGCCAAAUGGCGACAAGACAGUAUUGGCUCAAAAAUUGGAAAAAACGGAGGCCUAUUUUUUAUGCAUUUUCUGUGUAGAAGCAUCGCUCAAGAUCCUCGCCUUAGGGCUUGUUCUGCAUAAGCACUCCUAUCUCAGGAAUAUUUGGAACAUCAUGGAUUUUUUCGUUGUAGUGACGGGUGCCAUGACGAUAUUUGCUGAGGCCAAUAUAGAUGUUGACCUACGCAUGUUGAGAUCAUUUCGUGUCCUAAGGCCACUGAAGCUUGUAUCCCGAAUUCCAAGUUUACAAGUAGUUUUAAAAUCUAUAAUCAAGGCGAUGGCACCUUUACUGCAAAUCGGUCUCUUGGUGUUGUUUGCAAUCGUAAUAUUUGCAAUCAUUGGACUCGAGUUUUAUUCGGGCGCACUGCAUAAGACUUGUUAUAGCUUAGAAGAUCCAACCAAACCAGAGAAGGAAGGUGAAUCGGAAACACCUUGCAACACUGAUAAUAGCACAGAGAAGGCCACCGGCAGUUUUGUCUGUAAUAUCACGUCGAGCAUGUGUCUGGAGAAAUGGAUAGGACCAAAUUCAGGCAUAACAAGCUUCGAUAAUAUUGGCUUUGCCAUGCUGACGGUGUUCCAAUGCAUUACAAUGGAAGGCUGGACGUCAAUACUAUAUUGGACCAACGACGCAUUAGGUUCAACAUUUAAUUGGAUAUAUUUCGUGCCUCUUAUAGUUAUAGGCUCAUUUUUUAUGCUCAACUUAGUUCUUGGUGUUUUGAGUGGUGAAUUCGCAAAAGAACGAGAAAAAGUAGAAAAUAGACAAGAGUUUCUUAAACUUAGAAGACAGCAGCAACUAGAAAGAGAAUUAAACGGCUAUGUUGAAUGGAUUUGUAAAGCUGAGGAGGUUAUAUUAGCCGAGGAGCGUACAACGGAAGAGGAGAAAAUGCAUAUAAUGGAAGCUCGAAGACGCAAUGCAGCCAAACGAAAAAAACUGAAAAGCUUGGGCAAGUCCAAAUCGACCGACACAGAAGAGGAGGAAGCUGAGGAAGACUAUGGGGAUGACGGUUAUCUGAAAACGCGUUCGAAACCCCAAGGGAGCUGUACAGGAUUUUGGCGAGCGGAGAAACGGUUUCGGUUUUGGAUACGACACACUGUAAAGACGCAAUGGUUCUAUUGGUUCGUCAUCGUGCUUGUCUUUCUGAACACUGUUUGUGUUGCCGUGGAGCAUUACGGCCAGCCAACGUUUCUCACAGAGUUUCUGUACUAUGCCGAGUUCAUAUUCCUCGGUCUGUUCAUGUCGGAAAUGUUUAUCAAGAUGUACGCGCUGGGUCCGCGCAUCUACUUCGAAUCGUCGUUUAAUCGUUUUGAUUGUGUCGUCAUUAGUGGUUCGAUAUUCGAGGUGAUCUGGUCUGAAGUCAAAGGUGGCUCCUUUGGCCUCUCAGUGCUGCGUGCCCUGAGACUUUUGCGCAUCUUCAAGGUGACCAAAUACUGGUCCUCGCUGCGCAAUCUAGUAAUUUCCCUGCUAAACUCAAUGAGAUCCAUUAUCUCGUUGCUGUUCCUGCUCUUCUUGUUCAUACUGAUAUUUGCACUGCUUGGCAUGCAACUGUUCGGUGGUCAAUUCAAUCUGCGUGGCGGCACGCCCCAGACCAAUUUUAACACAUUCCCCAUAGCGCUAUUAACCGUCUUCCAAAUUCUCACCGGCGAAGAUUGGAAUGAAGUUAUGUACCAGGGUAUUAUAUCGCAAGGUGGUGCUAACAAAGGAAUGAUUUACUCUAUAUACUUUAUCGUUUUGGUACUCUUCGGUAAUUAUACGCUCUUAAAUGUGUUCUUGGCUAUCGCCGUUGAUAACCUGGCGAAUGCCCAAGAACUAACAGCAGCCGAAGAGGAACAAGUCGAAGAAGAUAAAGAGAAACAACUGCAAGAACUGGAAAAAGAAAUGGAGGCGCUCCAGGGCGAUGGUGUUCACCUGGAGAAUGGCGAUGGCACCGUUGCCACCACAAAAGGCAAAGGCAAAAAGAAGGAGGAGGAGAAAAAGGAAGAGGAGGAAGUGACUGAAGGCCCCAAGCCAAUGUUACCAUACUCAUCAAUGUUUAUACUCUCACCAACAAAUCCCAUACGACGUGGUGCCCAUUGGGUCGUUAAUUUACCAUAUUUUGAUUUCUUCAUAAUGGUCGUCAUCUCAAUGUCAUCAAUAGCAUUAGCAGCCGAAGAUCCCGUUCGUGAGAAUUCGAGGCGUAACAAGAUCUUGAAUUACUUUGAUUAUGCAUUUACCGGCGUAUUCACGAUAGAAAUGUUGCUGAAAAUUGUAGACUUGGGUGUGAUACUACACCCUGGCAGCUAUUUAAGAGAAUUCUGGAAUAUUAUGGAUGCUGUGGUCGUUAUAUGCGCUGCUGUUAGUUUCGGUUUCGAUAUGAGCGGUAGCAGCGCUGGACAAAAUUUGUCAACAAUUAAAUCGCUUCGGGUACUGCGUGUACUGCGUCCAUUGAAGACAAUUAAACGUGUUCCAAAAUUGAAAGCCGUCUUCGAUUGCGUCGUGAACUCAUUGAAAAAUGUUGUUAACAUUCUAAUCGUGUACAUAUUGUUUCAAUUUAUAUUUUCUGUUAUUGGUGUACAAUUGUUCAAUGGAAAAUUUUUUUAUUGUACGGACGAAAGUAAACAUACUUCCGAAGAGUGCCAGGGCUCGUAUUUCAAAUACGAGGAAGACGAACUGCUGCCCAAACAGGAGAUGCGAGUGUGGAUGCCACGUAGCUUUCACUACGACAAUGUUGCUGCCGCCAUGUUGACGCUGUUCGCAGUGCAGACCGGCGAGGGAUGGCCACAGGUCUUGCAACACUCAAUGGCUGCCACUUAUGAAGAUAGGGGUCCAAUCCAAAAUUUCCGGAUCGAAAUGUCCAUCUUUUAUAUUGUAUAUUUUAUUGUAUUUCCAUUCUUCUUCGUCAACAUAUUCGUGGCCUUGAUUAUCAUAACAUUUCAAGAGCAAGGCGAAGCUGAAUUGCAAGAUGGUGAAAUUGACAAAAAUCAGAAAUCCUGCAUUGAUUUUACAAUCGGAGCUCGACCCCUUGAGCGUUAUAUGCCCAAGAAUCGCAACACUUUCAAAUACAAAGUGUGGCGCAUUGUGGUAUCCACGCCAUUUGAGUACUUCAUAAUGAUGCUGAUCGUGUUCAAUACGCUGCUAUUGAUGAUGAAGUAUCAUAAUCAAAGUGAAAUAUAUGAAAAGUCACUCAAAUAUAUCAACAUGGGAUUCACAGGCAUGUUCAGUGUUGAAACUGUGCUCAAGAUAAUUGGAUUUGGUGUCAAGAACUUUUUCAAAGAUCCAUGGAAUAUAUUCGAUCUGAUUACCGUAUUGGGCAGUAUUGUGGACGCGCUUUGGAUGGAAUUUGGGCACGAUGAUUCGAACUCAAUCAACGUCGGCUUCCUGCGUUUGUUUCGUGCGGCGCGACUUAUUAAGUUACUCCGCCAAGGAUAUACCAUACGAAUUCUACUUUGGACAUUUGUACAAUCAUUUAAAGCACUCCCAUAUGUUUGUUUGCUUAUAGCAAUGCUAUUUUUUAUAUACGCCAUUAUUGGCAUGCAGGUAUUCGGAAAUAUCAAACUAGGUACAGUGGAAAAUUCUAUUACUAGGCACAACAACUUCCAGUCAUUUAUACAAGGCGUCAUGUUGCUCUUCAGAUGUGCAACGGGCGAGGCGUGGCCCAACAUAAUGCUGGCCUGCCUCAAGGGCAAGGCCUGCGACGACGAUGCGGAGAAGGCUGCCGGAGAGUAUUGCGGCUCGACGCUUGCCUACGCCUAUUUCGUAUCAUUUAUAUUCUUUUGUUCGUUUCUAAUGUUGAAUCUGUUCGUGGCCGUCAUCAUGGAUAAUUUCGAUUAUCUGACAAGAGACUCCAGUAUUUUGGGUGCACAUCACUUAGACGAAUUUGUGCGCAUAUGGGCGGAAUAUGAUCCAAAUGCGACUGGUAGAAUACAUUAUACCGAAAUGUACGAUAUGCUGAAAAACAUGGAUCCGCCGUUGGGUUUCGGUAACAAGUGUCCCAAUCGACUGGCCUACAAGAAACUGAUACGCAUGAAUAUGCCGUUGGACGAUGAGCUGAGAGUCCAAUUUACCACAACGUUGUUCGCUUUGAUUCGGGAGAAUCUAAGCAUUAAAAUGCGAGCGCCUGAGGAGAUGGAUCAGGCGGACAUGGAGCUCAGGGAAACCAUAACGAACAUUUGGCCAUUGCAGGCAAAGAAAAUGCUAAACUUGCUGGUGCCGCCCAUCGAUCAGUUGAACAAGGGGAAGCUAUCAGUGGGUAAAAUCUAUGCAGGUUUCCUUAUAUUGGAAUCCUGGCGCAAUACCAGAUUUGGCCAGAUCGAUUCAGGCAUGCCGAAUUGGAAGGAGCGGAAGAAACCAGAAGAUGAUGACGAUCGUAAAUAUAGCUCAACGGCAGUCGAGGAGCCGAAACAAUCAUUCUUUAAUUGCCUGCUCGAUAUGGCCGCCCUUGACAAAGGAGGAUCGCGACAGGGCUCGAUAAGUUUCGAUCCGAAUGGAGAGGGAGCUGCCAACUCACAGACACACUUGUUAGCCACCACUCAUCAUGCUAACGGUGAUGUUGAACACAACAGUUUGGCAACACUAGCACGUCGGAGUACGAUCAGAAAGCGAUCAGUUAGAAACAAAAAGGUGAAUAAGUUUGAUAAACUCCAAGCGGUAAACCAAAUACAGAAAUUAUACAAAAAAAUGACGCCCAUAGCCUAUCUCGAGUCAAGUUUUCUGUAUACGCGCCAUCCUAGGCACGGCAACAGUCAUCCACGGUAUCCAAGAGGUUCAUGGUCAGCAUCGACAAGUCCGGCCCGUUCGCCUUCGCCUUCUCGUUAUGGUGGUCAUUUGUCUCGCAGUAAACGCACUCAACUGCCUUAUCCCACAUAUGGGACAACAAGUUUAUGUCAAAGAUCACGAUCGCCGAGUCCCGCUCGACUUCAGGAGAUGCGUGAACGAGACAGACUUGGUUAUGGGAUUGAUAUGGGUGGCACGCAUGUGCAGCACAGUUACCCAACGUUAGCCUCACGUCGUGCUGGAAUUGGACGACGCCUACCACCGACUCCAAGCAAACCGUCGACACUGCAGCUGAAGCCAACCAAUAUUAAUUUUCCCAAGCUGAAUGCGAGUCCAACACACACGCACCACUCGACACCCCACAGUGUUCACUCGUUGCCACAUCACCGCGAUUUGUUGCGGGAUCCCAGAGACGUGUAUUAUAGCAGUAGAGAUCGGGAGCGCGAUCGGCUUAGAGAUCGCGACAGAGAUCGCCUGCACGAGUACGAUUUGCGCUACGAGUAUCGAGAUCGUGAGCGCGAACUGUACGAGCGUGAGCGCGAUCGAGAGCGCGAAGUGGAAAGAGAAAGACUGGAAUAUAUAGCACCGCUGUCAUUUGAACAGGCGUUGGCUAUGGGACGAACGGGUCGUGUACUGCCAUCUCCAGUUCUCAAUGGUUUUAAGCCAAAGAGCGGACUUAAUGCCCGACACUCCGAUUCCGACGAGGAGGAUUGGUGCUAGCAAAGGCUUUGAUUGCGA